UGAAUCACCUGGUCCGACUCUUCCUCUUCUCGUGUCCCUUACCCUAGGCUAGAUCUAUCCACAACUCAGAUCCCCAAUCCGACUCGUCUUCCUCCAUCCGUACGGCCGGCCAUAACCAAUCUCCCCAGAAAUCCCAGAUCCCCGCCGGCCUCCGCCUUCAUCAAUGGCUAGCAGGGAGGAAUUUGCACCUUCCUAUGUCUUGCUGGAUCGCACCGUUCGUAUCGACAGGGAAGCCGUCCGGAAAGAAUCGGAUUGGGCGAUCAUGGAGUGCACAGACUGGAAGGCCUACGGGUGCGACGGCAGCUGCAACCGCAACGACGUCGAGAACGCCUCUAGGAUGAAGGGCUUGGUGCUCCUCGCGCGCCUCGCUGAGCCCCCAAAUCUGUCGGAGAUUUCCGUUCGCCUCGCCCCCGCCGUGCCGAAAGCCAAGCAGCCGACCAGCUUCCCCCCCGGCACCGCCCUCUUGCCCAUCUUCGACCUUCCGGAAGGACCGGAAAACCUGCCCACCCACGUCGAGGCCGCGGGCGAUGGCCUCAUCGUCCUCAACUCGCGCUUCGCGGAUGGCUCCCGCUACUAUCUCGUCUACGACGCCAUCAGCAAGUCGCUCUCUAUGGUCGCGGGCCUGCCGGACCCAUGCCGGACCUACUGCAGCAUGCGGCCUCUCCCCGUGCGCGGCAGUGCUGGCUACUCUCUGCGCAGCCGUGUUGGUACAUACACAUACACCUUGGCCCUCGUGGCGAAGGACUGGGAGUUCAACAUGGAGACGGGGGAAUACGACUACCGGAAUGUCCUCUGCCUGUGGUCGCCGCGGCCAUUCUCCAUACCAUCGCCGUGCACCAUACGUUCCAGCUACUACGACACGCCAUGGCAAUUCAAGAAUGCACUCUUCCCCUCAGAGAUGCCUGGUUCCUUCCACGCCGACAAGGUGUUCUCGUCCGGAGGCAUGUGUUUCUGGGCUGACCUCGCCCAGGGCCCCCUCUUCUGCCGCUGCGAGGACGUGCUCUCAGACGGCAAUGAUGUGCAGUUCUUCCACAUCCAGCUGCCUCCGGAGUGCCGGCUUGACCUCAUGUUCCACCUGAGGGGUGAUCUUGAGCUAUGCCGGACAAUGAGCUGCGAAGGGGACUCCAUCAAGUUCGUCUGUGUCAGUGCAGAACCCCGUACAGGCCACCCCGGAGACAGUACGGUGACAAUGUGGACUCUGAGCCUCGCAACCGAGCAGUGGCUGAAAGAUGGGGAACUUCAGGUGGCAAGUCUGUGGGAGAUGGAGGGUUUCAAGAAUGCGAGGUUGCCUAGGAGCAUACCGGUUUGCCCCAUUCUGAUUCCCAAUGAAGAUGAUGGUGUACUCUCUUUCAUGCUCAAUGAAGCAGGUGACGAGCUGUACAUGGUCACCAUUAACAUGCACAGCAAGAGAUUCCUCUCGGCCAUCACCCUCUCACCAUGUCCUGAUGAUGAGGUCGUUCCUCCUUUGGGCUUCGAUCUUUCCAAACACAUUCAGGAUCUGUCUCUCCACCCCAUUCGUGAUGAGGGGUGCCCAAUUGCAACCAAGAGGAAGUUGUCAUCACUCAACUGACAUCGCGGUCAGCGGUGGGCAUCUCGGUGGUGCUGGAGCAGUCUUCAUUUUGCUAGGCUGCUUUCUUGGUAGCGUAGGGAUUCUGCAUGCCGUCGUGCUGUUUUGCAAAGCUGCUUCUAGGUUUUGUAUUGCUGCUGCUGCUGCUGGCGCUAUGAAAUCAGAUUCUGAACUCAAAAUUUCAAACUCCUUUAGUUUGUCAACCUAGAUGUGGCUGCUUGUUGCUCUUGGUGCACUCAAGAAACACGAUUUUAUCUUGGACUUGAUGGUUAUCAGAAUUGUGAUAUGCCUGA
Messenger RNA from Oryza brachyantha (malo sina), 1860 nucleotides. RefSeq lists its product as uncharacterized. Bases 164 to 1570 code for a protein of 468 amino acids. NCBI's taxonomy places the organism in Eukaryota, Viridiplantae, Streptophyta, Magnoliopsida, Poales, Poaceae. The transcript is spliced from 2 exons. The record is from RefSeq and is a predicted model, not a curated record.